Molecule: messenger RNA, 782 nt
Organism: Meloidogyne enterolobii
Lineage: Eukaryota; Metazoa; Nematoda; Chromadorea; Rhabditida; Meloidogynidae
Source: the annotation of a GenBank genome assembly
GUGGAGAUGAGAACAUGAUUGAAAAUAAUACAGAACGUCACUUCCCAACAUUGAAUCGUCAUAAACGUGAAUAUUUUAAUUUGGGUCGCAGCACAACUAAUUGGCGUGAAGAUUCUCCAUCUUCACAAUUUUUGGAAGAAGGAAGGAUUGAUGAUGAGGUUAGUGAAAAGCAUGCAAAAUUGGAAUUGGAAACACCUGAACUUGUCUUGAAUAUGAAAGAGGAACAAGAAGAUUCUGCAACAGGCGAGUCAAAUAGUGGUGGAACUGAAACAUCUGUUAGUGCUGUUGACGAAGAAAAGAAAGAACAAACUCCAAAUUCAAUUCUGGCCCAGUUGGUUGACAUUACUCGAGGGAAGAAAAAUGAUGUUGUAAAAGCCAAAGAGAGAAUGCCAUUAGCAAAAGGAAUUAAUACAACGACUGGGAGUUCUACAAGUACAACUACAACAGUCUCCAAUAAUUACAACUCUCCUAGUAGCGAACAUGUAAAAGCUCACAAGUCGAUUCAGUGUGGUGGUUGCGGUGAUAUGGUUGUUAACCAGGAAUGGAUUAUGCUCAACCAUGUGAAUACAAAGCAUUUACAUUUGCCCUUAUACAAGUGCGUUAGCUGCAACAAACCGUUUGAGAAUUAUUUGCGUAGCUAUGCAGUUCGACAUGCAAAGUUUUAUCAUGCCGGUGAUGAAAGCCUUUUAAUUGAUCAACGAGAGAUGUUUUGGAACGAUUUGCGUGAAGCUUGUACUAGUUUAUUCAAGUCUGGUAAUGGAGGAGGAAAUGGUUCAGUUUGA